Messenger RNA from Pyricularia oryzae 70-15, 417 nucleotides. RefSeq lists its product as uncharacterized. The record is from RefSeq and is a predicted model, not a curated record. The transcript is spliced from 3 exons. NCBI's taxonomy places the organism in Eukaryota, Fungi, Ascomycota, Sordariomycetes, Magnaporthales, Pyriculariaceae. Bases 1 to 417 code for a protein of 138 amino acids.
AUGGCGACGGGACAUGGGGGAAACACCAAUGAUCGGCCUUUGCCUUUCAAACGUCGCCUCGCAGGGUCAUCCGGGUCGGCCAAGCUGAGAACCAUAGCCAGGAUGGUCGAUUCCUCAACUAUUGGCCGAUUAAAGCUCGGCCUGGAGUCUAUUUGCUUUUAUCCCCUGACGCCUUGCCUGAAUUACGCACAUGUCCGAACAUCCAACCCUGACUCGACCACGACGCCUCAGCCCGAACGUCAACGCAACAAAAACACCCGAUUUGUCCGCCUACAUUUAUCCCAGCCCGACCUCCAAGGAAUUAUCACUAGCCCGUCCCGCCCGCGCUGGUCGGUUCUGUUGAUCGGUUUCCAUUGGUUGCAUACUGUCGCAGACUGCAGGGGCGCAAGGACAUCCGGCCGCGCUUAUAACAAUUGA